AUGACUGAAAUCGCAAAGUUCGAGCAAUUCGGAAUCAAUACGUUCUAUAACGGAAUUCCAACAUUAGAUAAUGCCAGCGACUGGUUUAGGUGGAAUCAGAAGGUCAAUGAGUUCAUUCGGAUAUCUGUGGUUGCCGACGAUGGAGCGACUCCACCAAUAGAAGAAGAAGAAGCACGGCAAUGGAUUCGCCGCCAAAAGUUCUAUUCUGCGAUGAUCACGGCAAAGCUGACACACAAUGCGGCGCAAAGGAUCAAUGCCUUUGAGAUUCCUCGAGUUCAAGUACUGCUUAAGGCAAUCCAGGACAACUUCAAACCGGAAGGCUCUGGUACGUAUGUUAGCCUCCAACGACGAUACAUGGCUCUUACAAGAGACAAGUGUGGGAGCACCCAAGCGCUCGGUGCAGAGAUGAGGAAGAUUCAUGCUGAAAAACUCCUCCUUGACCCUGAUUGCGUAACCUCCGAAAUUGAGCGAACAUUUUUCUUCGUGCAUGCACUCGGUCCUGAGUAUGAGAGCUUCCGCGAUCAUAUCUUCCGACAAAUGGACCUUGUCAACGAAAGGGACGCAGAUGGGAACGUCACUAAAGCGGCGCCCACAUUCGACUAUAUCGAGAAUAAGGCAAUUGAGGAAGAGCAUCGGAAGGGGCAAUUGGGCAAACAAACAGCAGAGACGCAAGCACUUCCUGCUCUUGCCCUAGUCCGUGGGCCAGGUGACAAGAAGCUCAUCCCGUCGUCGGACGGAACUACUUGUCGAAUCGAGAUCGAUAAUGUCCCAUAUUGCUCCUUCUGCCGAAAACCUUAUCACGUUGACUCCGAAUGCUUCACCAAGAAUCCGAAACUGAAGGCCCACAAGAAAGACGGAGACGGACCGAAGCCAAAGCCAGGCAGAAUGCACACGGGCGCACGGAAACAGUCAAAGAGGCGGCCCUCAACGGAUGACGAGGAUGACGAUGCGGGUGGCCCAAAGGAUCCGAAGAAACCAACGUUCAUGGCUAUGAAGGUCUCCGAGAAAGAUGUCAACGAAGCAUUUGGAAACGAUAUCGAAGGCAAUCUCGCCCGGCUCGACCAUAUCCCCAUAAUGAUGGCGAUAAAGACCCUCUCUAUCCGCGACGCGUGGAUCGUGGAUAGUGGAUGCGCUCAGCACGUCUGCAAUAGUGCCUCGAGGUUUGUCCAAAUGGCCAAGUACCAUGGGCCCUCACUAAGAGGCGUUGACGCCUCAACGGCUCCCUCGGGAGUGGGAACAGUGAAUAUCCUGUGCAAUGUACGCGGCAGAAAGAAAUGGCUUGUGCUUGAUAACGUCCUCUAUGUUCCAUCUGCACACGCCAAUCUCAUAUCGGUGCUCCAGCUUCUCAAACGAGGGGCAAAAGUCGAAUUCUCAGGCCGGGAUGCUAUCCUUUGCAACAAGUCAAGUGGAAAGAAUCUGUUUACUGCCAGCGAAUAUCAUGGAGUCUACGCACUCGAUCUGUGGGCAAGUCUGACUUUCCCCUAUUACCAUGUUAGCCCACAAAUGACGCUGUGGCACAACCGGCUUGCUCAUAUGGGUGAUGCAAACAUUCGGCGACUCAAACAGCAGGCUCACGGUGUCCGGGAUAUGGAGCCACGUCAUCCAUGCAAUCCGUGUCUGCAGGGGCGAAUGAUCGAAAACCCCCACCGCAGAUCAGGAAGUAGCAGGAGAGGAGAAUAUGUAGUGGAGCUCCUCCAUAUUGACGUCGCUGGGCCAUUUGACGAGGGCCUUGACGGCAGUCGUUACUGGCUCACCAUUGUUGACGACUUCACGGGCUGGAUCGAGAUUAUCCCUAUACCACGAAGACAAUAG
Penicillium waksmanii is the source of this 1812-nucleotide messenger RNA. Its product is annotated as GAG-pre-integrase domain-containing protein. The record is from RefSeq and is a predicted model, not a curated record. The coding region runs from base 1 to 1812 and encodes 603 amino acids. NCBI's taxonomy places the organism in Eukaryota, Fungi, Ascomycota, Eurotiomycetes, Eurotiales, Aspergillaceae. Gene Ontology annotation, molecular function: nucleic acid binding. The transcript has a single exon.